Messenger RNA from Symphalangus syndactylus (siamang), 1848 nucleotides. RefSeq names its product cAMP responsive element binding protein 3 like 4 (gene CREB3L4). Gene Ontology annotation, molecular function: RNA polymerase II cis-regulatory region sequence-specific DNA binding; DNA-binding transcription factor activity, RNA polymerase II-specific. The record is from RefSeq and is a predicted model, not a curated record. Gene Ontology annotation, biological process: regulation of transcription by RNA polymerase II. Gene Ontology annotation, cellular component: nucleus. Lineage: Eukaryota; Metazoa; Chordata; Mammalia; Primates; Hylobatidae.
ACUCUUUCCGCCUUUGUUUACAACCCUGCCAUGAUCUCCCUGUUGCAAAAGCGAGGGCUACGGAACAGGCAUUCAAGUGUCCUGUGCUCCAGUAACAGCCUUUUCUGUUCUUCCGCUAGGAGACACCAAACCCUCAGGAAGAUUUACUAUAGCUAAGAGAAAACUGAAGCAGAAAGGGCGCGGCUACCUACUUCUUAAAUUCCGUUUGUGGACCCUCAGACUCUUAGUCCCCUACUCCCAGAUACAGCGGCUCUACCGUGGCUCCUGGCAAGGUGGCACCCACUUUUGUAGUGUAAGGCUGGGGGCGGGGUUUGGCUGGCAGAUCCAGGAUACGAGAUCCUGGAAGAAAGAAAAGGUGUAGUGUUUGGGGCGGUCAACGGGCUACGCUGGCUUGACAGGGCUGGGCUCUUCAGAACAGAAGCAUGGAUCUCGGAAUCCCUGACCUGCUGGACGCUUGGCUGGAGCCCCCAGAGGAUAUCUUCUCGACAGGAUCCGUCCUGGAGCUGGGACUCCACUGCCCCCCUCCAGAGGUUCCGGGCCUUCAAGAGAGUGAGCCUGAAGAUUUCUUGAAGCUUUUCAUUGAUCCCAAUGAGGUGUACUGCUCAGAAGCAUCUCCUGGCAGUGACAGUGGCAUCUCUGAGGACCCCUGCCGUCCAGACAGUCCCCCUGCCCCCAGGGCAACCAGUUCUCCUACGCUCUAUGAGGUUGUCUAUGAGGCAGGGGCCCUGGAGAGGAUGCAGGGGGAAACUGGGCCAAAUGUAGGCCUCAUCUCCAUCCAGCUAGAUCAGUGGAGCCCAGCAUUUAUGGUGCCUGAUUCCUGCAUGGUCAGUGAGCUGCCCUUUGAUGCUCAUGCCCACAUCCUGCCCAGAGCAGGCACCGUAGCCCCAGUGCCUUGUACAACCCUGCUGCCCCGUCAAACCCUGUUCCUGACCGAUGAGGAGAAGCGUCUGCUGGGGCAGGAAGGGGUUUCUCUGCCCUCUCACCUGCCCCUCACCAAGGCAGAGGAGAGGGUCCUCAAGAAGGUCAGGAGGAAAAUCCGUAACAAGCAGUCAGCUCAGGACAGUCGGCGGCGGAAGAAGGAGUACAUUGAUGGGCUGGAGAGCAGGGUGGCAGCCUGUUCUGCACAGAACCAAGAAUUACAGAAAAAAGUCCAGGAGCUGGAGAGGCACAAUAUCUCCUUGGUAGCUCAGCUCCGCCAGCUGCAGACGCUAAUUGCUCAAACUUCCAACAAAGCUGCCCAGACCAGCACUUGUGUUUUGAUUCUUCUUUUUUCCCUGACUCUCAUCAUCCUGCCCAGCUUCAGUCCAUUCCAGAGUCGACCAGAAGCUGGGCCUGAGGAUUACCAGCCUCACGGAGUGACUUCCAGAAAUAUCCUGACCCACAAGGACAUAACAGAAAAUCUGGAGACCCAAGUGGUAGAGUCCAGACUGAGGGAGCCACCUGGAGCCAAGGAUGCAAAUGGCUCAACAAGGACACUGCUUGAGAAGAUGGGAGGGAAGCCAAGACCCAGUGGGCGCAUCCAGACCGUGCUGCAUGCAGAUGAGAUGUGAGCUGGAACAGACCUUCCUGGCCCACUUCCUGAUCACAAGGAAUCCUGGACUUCCUUAUGGCUUUGCUUCCCACUGGGAUUCCUACUUAGGUGUCUGCCCUCAGGGGUCCAAAUCACUUCAGGACACGCCAAGAGAUGUCCUUUAGUCUCUCUCUGCCUGAGGCCCAGUCUGCAUUUGUUUGCAUAUAUGAGAGGGUACCUCAAAUACUUUUGUUAUGUAUCUGUGAUUUUAUUUCUUCUUCGGGGAUAGGGUUGAGGGGAAAUAAGUUUUGAGUGAGAAAUAAACGUUUUAGCUGAAA